This is a messenger RNA of Salvia miltiorrhiza (redroot sage), 1972 nucleotides long. RefSeq names its product cytokinin dehydrogenase 7. The coding region runs from base 282 to 1823 and encodes 513 amino acids. NCBI's taxonomy places the organism in Eukaryota, Viridiplantae, Streptophyta, Magnoliopsida, Lamiales, Lamiaceae. The transcript is spliced from 4 exons. Gene Ontology annotation, molecular function: FAD binding; cytokinin dehydrogenase activity. The record is from RefSeq and is a predicted model, not a curated record. Gene Ontology annotation, biological process: cytokinin metabolic process.
CACACACUGACCCAAGAAAAUCUUUAAACUCUUUUUUUUCUCUUUUUCUUAAUUUCUUAUUUCUUUUCCAUCUUACGUCAAAUUCUAACUCACCACUUCAAUUUUUCAUUUUUAUUUUUAUUUUUUCGAUAUAAAACUCCAAUAAUAAUAUAUUAUUAUUUCCUUCUCUCACCUCUCUCUACUUAAUCCCAAUAAAUCCACAAAUAUUUGAAGCCGUUUUAAUUCCCAAUAAUUCAUUCCAUUUCAAGAAAAGGGCAACCGUUUUUUUCCCCCUCCCCACCAUGAUAGCCUUCAUAGAGCGAUUCGCCCCCGAAAACGACGUCGAUUCAUCGCCGGAGCCCGACUCCGCCGCCGACUACAGCGGCGAGGUCCUCCCCCUCUUCUCCGGCGCCGACGAUCUCGCCGACGCCGGCAAGGACUUUGGCGGCACGCAAUUCUCCAAACCCCUCGCCGUCGUCCGCCCCUCCGACGCCGCCGACGUCGCCAAGGUCGUGCGGCUGGCGGCGCGGUCGCCGCACCUCACCGUCGCCGCCCGCGGCAACGGCCACUCCGUCCACGGCCAGGCCAUGGCCCACCGCGGCCUCGUCGUCGACACCAGGUCGCUCGGCUGCGGAAUCCACGUCGACGCGGCGGCGAUGCGCGCCGACGUCGGCGGCGGCGCGCUCUGGGAGGACGUGCUCCGCCACUGCGUCGGUGCUUACGGCGUCGCGCCGCGGUCGUGGACGGAUUACUUGGGACUGACGGUCGGCGGCACGCUGUCUAACGCCGGCGUCAGCGGCCAGACGUUCGCACACGGGCCGCAGACGGAGAAUGUGACGGAGCUGGAGGUCGUCACUGGAAACGGCGACGUUCUGGUCUGCUCCGGCCGUCAGAACUCCGAGCUCUUCUUCGCCGCGCUGGGUGGACUCGGCCAGUUCGGGAUUAUAACUCGGGCCCGGGUCGUGCUCCAACCCGCACCCGACAUGGUGAGGUGGAUAAGGAUGGUGUACACCGAGUUCAGCGACUUCACUCGGGACGCCGAGUCACUCGUGACUCGGCCUGAUGGCGACUCGUUCGAUUACGUCGAAGGUUUUGUCUUUGUCAACAGCGACGACCCGGUUAACGGCUGGCCGUCGGUUCCUUUAGACCGGUACGGUUCGUUCGACUCGGCCCGCAUCUCCAGCUCAGCCGGUCCGGUUCUCUACUGCCUCGAGGUGGCCUUGCAUUACAAAAACGAGGAUUCCCCUUCCACAGUUGAUACGACAGUGGAGAGACUGAUCGAAGGGCUCAGAUUCGAGGAGGGGUUGCGGUUCGUAGCAGAUGUGGGAUACAUGGAGUUUCUGUUGCGUGUGAAGCGAGUGGAGGAAGAGGCCAAGGCGAAAGGUAUAUGGAGCGCCCCACACCCGUGGCUCAACCUAUUUGUAUCCAAAAGGGAUAUCGCCGAUUUCGAUCGCGUUGUUUUCAAGAAUAUUUUGAAGCAUGGCGUCGGUGGCCCGAUGCUCGUCUAUCCUCUGCUACGUUCCAAGUGGGAUAGUCGGAAAUCGGUGGCGUUGCCGCAGGGGGAGAUUUUUUAUCUGGUGGCGCUCCUGCGUUUCGUCUCGCCUUAUCAAAAGGGCUUAACCGUGCAUCAAAUGGUUGUACAGAAUCAAGAGAUUCUUCAGAGCUGCACCAACAAUGGGAUUGACUACAAGUUGUACCUUCCUCACUACAACUCUGUGGAGGGGUGGAAGCGUCAUUUUGGAAAUCAAUGGACCAGAUUUCAAGAGAGGAAAGCCCGGUUUGAUCCAAUGGCUAUCCUUGCUCCUGGCCAGAAAAUAUUUUCAAGAAAUUGGCAGCACUCGUGAUGUCCAUAUUUUUUUCUUUUUUUUUAAUAUAAAAAAAAUAUGUUUAAAUUCUGUAUCUCUCUCUAGUAGGUUGUAGGGGUUUUGAUUUGAAUCGAAAGAAGAAUGUAAAUGAAUUUCUCUCAAGGGAAUUUUGAUUUUUUUUUGGGUGA